UUGUCAGAUACUGUUCGAGUCAAAAAUUGGCAAGGCUAGCUAUAUCGAUAAAACAGUGACGGACAGACAUCCCAUAAUUCUUAAUCGUAUUCGGCAGUUUCUUUAUCGAGUACGGAAAUAAUUACAAUAGUACAGUAAGUCCACACCACAGCGCGGAUUUCUUGUGCGGAGUUUUGCAUCGGCUUGUUUUGUCGUGUAGUCGUGGGUGACAGUGCACCGGUGAAAGAAGCUUCGAUCAUCGACGUCAAGCAGAGUUUCGAGUCGUGGAUAUCUUGGAUUGAUUCAUCCCACGCGCGCUUCCACAUUUUACCGGUGUACGAGCAAUUUUUAUCACAUCGAAUCUGCUAGUUUCGAACCAGCAUCAUGGAAACGAGAACAGAGUUCAAACUUAAGAAUCCGCCGACUGAUGCCAUUUCGGCUGUUGAAUUUGGCCCUAACUCGACACAAUUUUUACUCGUUUCAUCUUGGGACAAUUCGGUUAGACUUUAUGAUAUACAAACAAAUACUUUGAGGGUGAAGUACAAUCACGAUCUACCAGUAUUAGAUGUAGCCUUUCAAGAUGCCGUUCAUGCAUACAGUGGUGGUUUGGGUCACGAAUUAAAAAUGUACGACAUAAACACAAACACCGAAACUAUCAUGGGAACUCACGACAAACCGAUUAGAAAAAUUGAAUUUUGUCCAGCAGUUAACGCAAUUUUAACAGGUGGGUGGGAUGCAGCUGUUAAACUUUGGGAUCCAAGGUCUCCAACGUGUGUAGGAAGCUACCUCCAACCCGAUGUUGUCUUUGCAUUAUCAACGUGUGGAGACAAGUUUGUAGUUGGCACGGCUAAGAGAAAAGUAUGUAUUUGGGACUUGAGGAACAUGGCAGGUAUGUUCCAAAGAAGAGAGAGUAGCUUAAAAUAUCAAACAAGAUGCAUCAAAGGUUUUCCAAAUGAACAAGGAUAUGUACUUAGUAGCAUAGAAGGAAGAGUGGCUGUUGAAUAUUUAGAUACAUCACCAGAAGCACAAAAAAAGAAAUAUGCCUUCAAAUGUCAUAGAAUUAAAGACAAUAAUAUUGAACACAUAUAUCCAGUUAAUGCCAUAAGUUUUCAUUCUGGAUAUAACACAUUCGCGACUGGUGGUUCAGAUGGAUAUGUUAAUAUUUGGGAUGGCUUUAACAAGAAGAGAUUGUGUCAAUUUCAUCGUUAUAAUGCUGGUGUAGCUUCGUUGAGCUUCAGUCAGGAUGGUUCAGUUCUAGCCAUUGGAGUUUCCUAUUUGAAUGAUGCAGAAAUACCGGCUGGCGCUACAGAUGAAAAGGAAGUGUACAUAAGAUAUGUUAAUGACCAAGAAACAAAACCAAAAUAAUAUUUUAGUUAAAAAAAUAAUCGCAUUAUUUGGUAAGAUUUAUUCUUAAGUCUUUCCUAAUAUAUUGUAUAAAAUAUAUUCCUAUAAAUUUGUAUAAAAAUUUCACGACUAAUAUAAAUUUAAAAUA
This is a messenger RNA of Trichogramma pretiosum, 1471 nucleotides long. RefSeq names its product mitotic checkpoint protein BUB3 (gene Bub3). Gene Ontology annotation, biological process: mitotic spindle assembly checkpoint signaling. The transcript is spliced from 4 exons. Gene Ontology annotation, molecular function: ubiquitin binding. The record is from RefSeq and is a predicted model, not a curated record. Bases 364 to 1344 code for a protein of 326 amino acids. Gene Ontology annotation, cellular component: mitotic checkpoint complex; kinetochore; bub1-bub3 complex. Lineage: Eukaryota; Metazoa; Arthropoda; Insecta; Hymenoptera; Trichogrammatidae.